Messenger RNA from Kluyveromyces marxianus DMKU3-1042, 1764 nucleotides. It is a transcript of the gene ROK1, whose product is annotated as RNA-dependent ATPase ROK1. Gene Ontology annotation, biological process: maturation of SSU-rRNA. NCBI's taxonomy places the organism in Eukaryota, Fungi, Ascomycota, Saccharomycetes, Saccharomycetales, Saccharomycetaceae. The record is from RefSeq and is a predicted model, not a curated record. Gene Ontology annotation, cellular component: 90S preribosome. Bases 1 to 1764 code for a protein of 587 amino acids. Gene Ontology annotation, molecular function: ATP binding; RNA helicase activity; nucleic acid binding. The transcript has a single exon.
AUGGAUAUUUUCAGAGUUUUGACUCGAGGUGCAAACAUCAAGAAGAAAGGCAAUGGAGUUACCAGCAAUGCUGCUGAUUUCAGUAUGGCCAAAGAGAAACAAUCUAAACAGCAGGAGCCAUCGGUAUCCUCAGCCCAGAAUGUGAAAGAAGAGCAAGAGUUGACUAAGGAGUUAAACUUCUUCAGGAACAAGAAGAUUGUGAAGAAAGUGGAGGAUCAAAAGGCUCAGAGUGAGGCUGAAAAGAGUAAAGAUGGACAAGAAGACAAUGACGAGGAAGACGACUCAGAGUCUAACUCUAAUGACGACGAGGAUAUAAGUGGUAGAAUCCUGACAAAAGAACAAGCUAUUAGGUUGCGGAAAUCUUACCAGGGUAAGGUGACAGGCCAAGAUGUUCCCCUACCAAUUGGCUCAUUUGAGGAUUUGAUCUCGAGGUUCCAUUUCGACAAGAGAUUGCUUAAUAACCUAAUAGAAAACUCUUUCACAGAGCCAACUCCUAUUCAAAGCGAAUCCAUCCCAAUUUCAUUAUUAGAACGUGACAUGGUUGCUUGCGCCCCCACUGGUUCUGGUAAAACUCUAGCAUUUUUAAUACCAUUAUUGCAACAAAUAAUUAACGACAAAAAACCGGGUCUAAAAGGUUUGAUCAUCUCUCCUACGAAGGAACUUGCAAACCAAAUUUUCCAAGAGUGUUCCAAAUUGGCGAAUAAAAUAUAUCUUGACAAGAAAAGACCAUUGCAAGUCGCCAUGCUUUCGAAGUCUCUAAGCUCUAAAUUGAGAAACAAGGUGAUCAGCCAGGAUAAAUACGACAUUAUCAUUUCUACUCCAUUGCGUCUUAUUACAGUUGUGCGCGAUGAAUCACUAAGUUUGGGUAAAGUGAAACAUCUAAUAUUCGAUGAAGCCGACAAAUUAUUCGAUAAAACAUUCGUAGAACAAACAGAUGAUAUCUUAAGCUCCUGUACUGACCCACACCUCCGUAAAUCGAUGUUCUCCGCUACUAUUCCAUCAAAUGUAGAAGAAAUUGCCCAAAGUAUUAUGAAUGACCCUAUAAGAGUUAUUAUUGGUCAUAAGGAAGCUGCAAACAGUAAUAUUGAUCAAAAGUUGGUAUUCUGUGGUAAUGAAGAAGGUAAGCUAAUAGCUAUAAGACAGUUGGUCCAAGAAGGUGAAUUCAGACCCCCUGUAAUCAUCUUUUUGGAAUCCAUCACCAGAGCCAAAGCGUUGUUCCAUGAAUUAUUAUAUGAUAAAUUGAACGUGGACGUCAUUCACGCGGAAAGAACACAAGUUCAGAGAGAUAAGAUUAUAGAGAGGUUCAAAACCGGAGAUUUAUGGUGCUUAAUCUGUACCGAUGUUUUGGCUCGUGGUGUCGAUUUCAAAGGUGUGAAUUUAGUUAUCAACUACGAUGUUCCAAGAUCGGCUCAAGCUUAUGUGCAUAGAAUUGGUAGAACUGGUAGAGGUGGUAGAUCCGGUAAAGCAAUCACUUUCUACACAAAGCAAGAUGCAUUGGCAAUCAAACCUAUAAUAAAUGUCAUGAAACAGAGUGGAUGUGAAGUGUCCGAAUGGAUGCAGAAGAUUUCCUCGAUGUCAAAGAGGGAAAAAGAAUCUUUGAAAAAGGGCAAGGCAUUCAGUCAAAGAAAACAGAUCAGUACUGUUCCAUCAGUUGUCAAGCAAAAGAAGAGACAAAAGAGGGAAAUGAUCGAAGCUUCGAAGAAGAGAAAAUUAAUUACCGAUGAUUCGACGGACCACACUAAAGAUGCUGAACAUGAUAUCUAA